AUGGCAGUUUGUGUAAACAUGACCAAUGUCACAAGCCUCCUCACCUACGACGACCUAAUCCCAGGAACAUCCGAGUGGCACAGAGGCGGCAAACCAAGAACAAACGUCAACCUACCCAACGGAGUCAGCUUCCAGCCCUACCCCUACAGAAAAGCCGGUCGACAGAUCGGUCUCGAUGUUGGCAUCGGAGCAGGUCUCACCUCCAACUGGUCAGAGCCGCAGCGAAAACAGGAGAUUGCCUCCCUCUCCUUCAACGGAACAGAAAGCCAGAAAGCCGAACUGACGAGCGUUUUCCUCUUGUAUUCUGAUCCCAUCCGGGCGACAGAGGUGAUGUUUCACUACUGCGUCAACAGAUACAACAUGUCAAUAUCGGAAAACGUGCCCAAGAUCCAGCUUUUGGAGUCUAGUACAAAGGUCGAGUAUCACGAUGCUGAACACUCUCACAUGUACAAAACUCUUGUCGAUCCUCAAAACUCGAGUGUGACGUACAAAUUCGGGUCGGCGUCUAAUCACUUUCUUACUGGGAUGCUGAGGGAUUUUUUCAUGGAGAAUUCCACUGAUAGAUCGAUGAUGGGGACGAUGAGGGAUAUGUUUUCUGUGUUGCUGUAUCAGCUCCCUUUUUCGAAGGGGAACGACGAUAGAGAGGAGAGGGAUGAGCAGGGGUUAGAUGAUUUUGGGUAUGAUGUUGUUAGGAAUAUGUCGUUGAAUGUUAUGUUUGACAGCACGACGCAAGCUGUUUCCAGUCUGGUCAGUGGCACGGCUUGGCAGGAGGAGAGGUUGGGGGUGCCGGUGGUGAAGAGCGAUAUUUUGCCGGCGUUUUUUGCUGUUGGGUUGGCGGAGAGGGCGGAGACUGAGAGGGGGCGGGUGAGUGAUGUUGGGUUUUCUCCAGAGGUGAAGAAGAACGGGGCGAAGCCGGAGGAGAGCUUUGCUUUGAUGGGAGAGCUGCAGAAGACGCAGAAGGGGAAGUGGGUUUUGGAGGGCUUGUAUAGGAGGAGGUGA
Messenger RNA from Podospora pseudocomata, 999 nucleotides. RefSeq lists its product as uncharacterized. The transcript is spliced from 4 exons. The coding region runs from base 1 to 999 and encodes 332 amino acids. NCBI's taxonomy places the organism in Eukaryota, Fungi, Ascomycota, Sordariomycetes, Sordariales, Podosporaceae. The record is from RefSeq and is a predicted model, not a curated record.